CUCCGUUAUCGAUACUUGGCGCAGACGUAGCCCUUGACACCUCGACUCUCCGUCUCGUUCCACCACAGGAUUAUUUGCAGCGACUAGAUUAUUACAGAAGCUGAACGCCCAUUGGAAACUCCCGAUAUAGCGCUAGCUAGAGCCUAUUUUUUGACCUGCGCACACAGCGUGAACCUGCGAUCCCCCUGCCGCGGUGGAAAAGCAUCAUCGAGACAGCUCCAAUCCAACUAUGCUGAUUCCACCGCCCGGGUCGAUGCUAUGACCUCGACACGCCCCUCCUCGACAUUUUCACGGUCGCCCUCGAUUGUCGCCGAGCGCCGUGACCUGCGCAGACUAUCUGGCCGUUCUUUAUCCUCUCCAGUCGACCCCGAACCUGCCUCCGACGCUCAAGACGCCCAGGCCCCCGCGAUCACCGAUGAGAUCAGCGAGAUUAAGCGCUAUGAAGACUUCACAACCAUUGACUGGGUCCAAGAUGCGGUCAAUGAACAGAACGCUCGAAGAGCCAAGCGGCGGAGUGGCGGGGGCUUCUGGGACCAAGAAGGUGUCUUUGGCUGGCGACGGAAAGUGCGCGAGUCUUAUGAUGCUGGGCAAGCGUGGCUUGUGGUGACACUUGUCGGCAUGGCCAUUGGUCUGAAUUCGGCCUUCCUCAACAUUAUCACCGAGUGGUUGUCGGAUAUCAAGUUGGGACGCUGCACGACGGCAUUCUACCUGAACGAACAGUUCUGCUGUUGGGGUGCUGAAGGUGGAUGUCCCGAAUGGAAACCAUGGACUUCAUGGUGGCUGAUCAACUACAUUGUUUAUUUCUUUUUCGCGGUUUUACUUGCAUUUGUUGCUGCAAUUCUCGUCAAAACUUUUGCUCCAUAUGCUGCAGGAUCCGGUAUCUCUGAGAUCAAAUGCAUUAUAGCUGGUUUCGUCAUGAAGGGCUUCUUGGGAGCUUGGACACUCCUCAUCAAGUCAAUUGCAUUGCCACUGGCUAUUGCAUCUGGCCUCUCCGUGGGCAAGGAAGGGCCUAGCGUUCAUUUUGCCGUGUGUACAGGAAACGUGAUAUCACGCUUCUUCGGUAAAUACAAGCAGAACGCGUCGAAGACGAGAGAAAUCUUGACUGCAUCAGCUGCCGCUGGUGUGGCUGUGGCUUUUGGUAGCCCCAUUGGGGGUGUGCUGUUUUCAUUAGAGGAAAUGGCCAAUUAUUUCCCACUCAAGACUCUCUGGCGCAGUUAUUUCUGUGCCUUGGUGGCAACCAGUGUACUGGCGGCCUUGAAUCCAUUCAGAACGGGUCAACUGGUCAUGUUCCAAGUUACAUAUGAUCGUACAUGGCACUUUUUUGAGCUGAUUUUCUUCGUUUUCCUUGGUGUCUUUGGUGGUCUAUAUGGCGCAUUCGUGAUGAAGUGGAACCUGCGAGUAGCAGCUUUCCGCAAGAAGUACCUCUUUCAGUGGCCCAUUACCGAGUCAGUGGUUCUCGCUGCCCUUACAGCCAUCCUAUGCUAUCCGAACAUGUUCUUGAAGAUUAAUAUGACUGAGAUGAUGGAGAUCUUGUUCCACGAAUGUGAAGGCGGACACGAUUAUAAUGGAGUUUGCGAGACUAAAAAUCGCUGGUCGAUUGUACUGUCGUUAGCUAUUGCUACGAUUCUGCGUACUGGACUGGUGAUUAUUUCAUAUGGCUGCAAAAUCCCGGCUGGUAUUUUCGUCCCAUCUAUGGCUGUUGGGGCAUCGUUCGGCCGCAUGGUUGGAAUCAUGGUGCAGGCACUUCAUGAAUCCUUCCCUAACUCUGCAUUCUUUGCCUCGUGCGAUCCCGAUGUCCCUUGUAUCACACCUGGUACAUACGCUUUCUUGGGUGCCGGCGCAGCCCUAAGUGGAAUCAUGCACCUUACUAUUUCGGUGACCGUCAUCAUGUUCGAGUUAACGGGUGCCCUGACCUAUAUUUUGCCGACCAUGAUUGUGGUCGGUGUGACCAAAGCUGUUGGAGAUCGAUUUGGAAACGGUGGUAUCGCCGAUCGAAUGAUCUGGUUCAACGGGUUUCCAUUCCUGGACAACAAGGAAGACCAUGUCUUCAAUGUCCCCGUGUCGCAUGCAAUGACGACAGAUCCACUCACCCUACCCGCAUCUGACUUCCCCGUUCGCGAGGCAGAGCAUCUUCUGAGCGACAACAAGUUCCAGGGGUUCCCCAUCGUGGAAGACCGCAGCACCAAGACUUUAGUUGGCUAUAUCGGACGUACCGAACUACGCUAUGCCAUUGACCGUGCCCGCAGCCAGGGUCUGGUAUCACCCCGAGCACGCUGUGUAUUCACUCAAGAAGCUGCCGAAGCAACCGUCGCACAACGAGCAUCUGGUUCACAGCAUCUUAGAGCUCCGGACACGUUUGACGGAAUCCAGGCUAGUGUAGGCGCUGGCGUUGUUGAUUUCUCGCGGUAUGUGGACCACACACCGUUGACUGUGCACCCGCGUCUUCCGCUCGAGACCGUCAUGGAAAUCUUCAAGAAGAUGGGUCCUCGGAUCAUUCUCGUUGAGCACCGUGGCCGUCUGACGGGUCUGGUUACCGUCAAAGACUGCUUGAAGUAUCAGUUCAAGGUGGAAGCCGAAGAGCAUGCACUGGCAGCCACCGGUACGUCCGAGUUUGGUUCCGCUCCGCUAGGCGGCCACUUGAGUACUCCUGCCCCGGAGACGUUGGAGGACCGGCUGUGGCGGCUUAUCCUCACGGUUGCUGGGUUCGUUAGUGGGUCGAUCAGGGCUCAUCGGCCAGUGCGUCUGCAGAGCCGCUCUCGUCCUGGGCAGCCAUCAGAGCCCGAGGGUAUUUUGGAUGGCACUGAGGAUGAUGCGUUCGUGGAAUUGGAGGAGAGAGAAGAUCCCCCUCGGGGUCGUUAGAGAUGUAACAAUCAUGUCAUAUAGGAUGAUAGAGGUGUUUUGGUCAUGUACAGUCUUGAUGUUAAGGUUGCUUGAUUCAUGUGCCGUUCCAGCCAGCACACUGAGCUAUGUGUCUUUCCGUAUGUUUUGCGCUUAGCUUCAGGAUAUCAGACGCAUACACCUCUUGUCUAUACAGACCUCAAGGUCCAGAAUAUCGGCCCAUCCCUGAACCACCAGAGAUCUGAUAUCAAGACAAGAUAAGGUUCUAUGUAACAAUCUAUGAAUCAGAGCUCCCUGAUAUAUCCAGUCUAAUCCAAAAAAACAACGAUUAAGCCUCCUCCCGCAUCCCAACUAAGAUACAACCUGCCCCCAUCAUCGCAGCUCCAAGCCACCACAGCCCACCAACCGACUCCUUGAAUAUGACCAUGCCCAACAGGGCUGUCAUCAAGAAGUUGGCCGAGGUAUUUGUGAUAGAAACUUUCGUCGUGGAGGGACCGGCAGUCAGGGCACGGGUGAAGAGGGCCCACAUAAUGAUGUUGCAG
Molecule: messenger RNA, 3380 nt
Organism: Penicillium brasilianum
Lineage: Eukaryota; Fungi; Ascomycota; Eurotiomycetes; Eurotiales; Aspergillaceae
Source: the annotation of a GenBank genome assembly